AUGGCGGAUUGCUGGAAGCUGUGUAGCUCCCCCGACCCGCCUGCGCAGUACAUGACGCUGAGCUAUCGAUGGGGCGUGCAACCGGGAACGAUGCUUCUUCGACGUAACUUCGACGACUUUCACCGGGACACUCCUAUUUCAAUCCUUCCGCAGACCUUUCAAGAUGCUAUCACAGUGGCUCGUGCAUUCUCCGUGGCAUAUAUCUGGAUAGACGCCCUCUGCAUCAUACAGGAUAGCGACACGGAUUGGGAGCUUGAGGCACCAACUAUGCGUUACGUGUAUUCCCAUUCAGCCUGCAACAUUGCCGCCUCUGCUGCUGCCGAUCAACAUAGCGGUCUGUUCCGAACAAGGCACGGAGAGAGUGUUCUCCCCGGUUUCUUCAAAUCAGGAACUACAUCCACCAACCACGGUACCGAUAGGUUUCUGAUAUUCGAUAAAGGUUACUGGAGUCGAUAUUUGAACUGCGGCGCUUUGCACAGUCGGGGUUGGGUAUUCCAGGAGUGCUUGCUUGCUCCAAGAGUCGUCUAUUUUGCCAAAGAUCAAAUUCUCUGGGAAUGUCUUGUUGGAAACAAAUGCGAGGGAUUCCCUCUGGGAAUCCCUUACCACCAACGAACCAAGGACCUCAGCCCACUCUGGGAUUCUCUUGAAACCGAUGUUGAUCGCCAAAUCUACGGAACGUCCAAACAAAUGAGCUAUAAAAUCCAUACUUUGUGGAGCAAUCUUGUGGAAAGAUACUCAUCUUGUGACUUGACAUUCAGCAAGGAUAAGCUUCCAGCGCUUUCUGGAGUUGCCCAAGUUUUUGCCAGUGCAACCGGGGACAACUACGCCUACGGAAUGUGGCAUUCUAGAAUCGUUGAGCAGCUCCUCUGGCGUGCCGCCACGCCUAAUCCUGGCCGUUCCUUGCAGCAAAGCAAAGUGCCAUCGUGGUCAUGGGCAUCGCUAGAUGGGACAAUAGAAAUGACACCUAUUCCUAUCAGCUGGAAGUCUUUGGUCGAGAUAGUCGAGAUAAAGCAUACCAACAUGUUUGCGGAAUCUUCCAGUCAAAGUUCCAACCCCUCGCUACGUUUGAAAGGUGCUCUCUCUGUCCUUGGAGAGUCUGGUACUAAGGAUCACUCUUCUAUUCGACUUGGCUCGUUGAGGCUCGGCUGUGAUAUCUCCCCUGACUACCAUCAUGUUCAUGAUGAUAGGUCAAGUCACGCGGUUUAUUUCCUUCCUACUCUUUCGGCUCAUCCUUGGUAUCCUGCAAAAAGAUUCACUACUCAAGUGGUAGGCCUAGUUCUAGCUUUACAGGGCCAAAACACCCCUGUUAAGUUCCACCGUGUCGGACUGUUCAGUACGGACCGCUCGCAUGAUAUCGAAAGACUUGGCCUCACCAUAACACCUGAGGGAUUAGCAACGCUCAAAAGGUUGGAGCAUCAGCAGGAAAUAGAAAUUAUCUAG
Molecule: messenger RNA, 1440 nt
Organism: Fusarium proliferatum ET1
Lineage: Eukaryota; Fungi; Ascomycota; Sordariomycetes; Hypocreales; Nectriaceae
Exons: 1
Coding region: 1-1440 (479 amino acids)
Source: RefSeq, a predicted model, not a curated record